UUAAACAGACGCAGUCGAGAAUGGAACUGUCGCUUGGUAACUGUUUUCCACGGUCUGCUUAGCUGCGUCAUUUCGCUGUGCUGUGCGUUCUACACCGGACCGUGGCCGUUCGACGCCCUGGGGGAGCCGAGCACCCCCUUGCAGACCCUUUGCAUUACCAUAACCCUCGGGUACUUUUUAUUCGAUUUUAUCUGGUGCGUUUUGAUGGGAAGCGAAGGCAUUGACAUUGCUCAUCACGUGACGUCGAUAUGUGGCCUGGCCCUCUCUCUCUAUCUCGAGGAGUCUGGUGCCGAGCUCAUCGCAACCAUAUUUGGCUCGGAGAUCUCAAAUCCCUGCCUGCAGGUCAGGUGGUUCCUCCGGGAAACGGGCAAAUACGACACACCGCUUGAACUUAACGACGUUAUUUUUAUUCUGCUUUUCCUGUGCAUUCGCAUCGGACUGGGGCCUGGUUAUUUAUAAACGAUGGCCUCUUCGAAGACAUCUGGACUUAUGAAACUUGGAGGUGUCGCCCUGUAUUCGCUUAGUCUCGUGUGGAUGGUGUUGAUUUUACGUUUUGCGAGAAAACGAUUUUUUGCCAAGAAAAGAAAACAGAAGUGAUGUUGCUCACUUUUACUAUUAGGAUCCCAUUUCGUACACAUAUAGUCCAGUUUAGGUAGGAAUUAAAAUUUGUCGC
This is a messenger RNA of Dendronephthya gigantea, 673 nucleotides long. RefSeq names its product transmembrane protein 136-like. Lineage: Eukaryota; Metazoa; Cnidaria; Anthozoa; Malacalcyonacea; Nephtheidae. The record is from RefSeq and is a predicted model, not a curated record. Gene Ontology annotation, cellular component: membrane.